GACAUGUUGCAAUCUGUAUUUUCGCUUUUAGCACCUGUAAUGUCUGGAGUGUGAUUCGUGGCUUCUGAAAGGUGAUGUAUUGUACAAACGUCUUUGGACGUAGCGUUUAUUACGGUCAAGUUCUAUUUGGAUGCCUGUAGGAUCCUCAUGAGGAUGGAGGAUUCUCGCUUGUACUGAGAAUAUCUUAUAGCUUGCAUAUCCUUGUUCUAAACAUAAUGUCGAACUGCCUUUACCAUUCCGAUGAUCUCUCUGUAUUGUGACGAGGAGUUCACACGAGACGACUCAUACGAUUCACGCUCAUCGGCAUACGAGUUCCUUCAAGUAGUGAAGAAUGUCAUGACGAGGUUGCCACAGAUAGAGCAAGGAGAACUAGCUACCUGGAUUGCCAAGUGUGUUGCUAUUGUGAAGGCGUAAAAGUAAUGUUAAAGUAAUAUAUGUUGCUUUGACUUGUCUUUUUUUCUUCUUUAGCCAAGAGGGCCAAGCUCCUUCACGCGAAUAAAAGUACAUAUCCUUCAUACGAGUAAACGCUUCUAGUUGCAACGACAUGAGGUUUGAUUCACCAACUAUUCUGCUUCUUGCUCAUCAG
Molecule: messenger RNA, 586 nt
Organism: Trichoderma atroviride IMI 206040
Lineage: Eukaryota; Fungi; Ascomycota; Sordariomycetes; Hypocreales; Hypocreaceae
Source: RefSeq, a predicted model, not a curated record